AUGGAAGUGGUACCAUCGCGGUUGCAAUCGGAGGAAUGUGAAGAAACGGAGGUGGAUGUUGCGGGUUUGUAUGGGUAUACAAAGAUUUCUCAAUACAUGGUUAAGACUUGGGUUCUGACAACAACCGUAAAUUGAACUUUGGGUUAUAAUAUCUAAUAUUUAGUUAAUGUUGUUAAUUUUUCUUUUAUUUUUGCAUAUAAUACGUGAGAAAUGUCUUAUUUUUUAUAUUUUAUGAAUUAAUUCAAAAUUGUUAUUUCAGGAUAUCAUUAGUACAAGCUUCAUAGAGCAAAAGCUGCGUAAGUGAACAUUCGUAAAAUAAAAAAUAUCAACGUAAUAUCUAUUAUUCAGGCUAUAGUGAGAAAGCAGAAGGAGACAAGCAAGUUAUAAAAGGUUAUUCAAAGUAAGUUUUUUGCAUUUGUAUCUAGAAUGGUACAAAUCCAUGGAUAAUGUGGAAGUCGGGUUAUCAUAACAUUAGUAUUAACAUGUUAUAUUGAUUAUAACGCAAUCUUUCUUUUGAACAUUUUAAUAGGAAUCUAUUUUAUUUUGGACUAAUCUCCUUAUCUACAGGGUGUUUCAAGAAAUUUGUAACUUUUGAAAAGUUUGUUACUCAGCCAUGAAAAAAGGUAGGAAGACAAAAUUUGGCACGCGUAAUAUACAGCCAAUGUAUAUUUUUUAUAAAAAAAUUUGGAAUUUUAAAGUGCACAUGAAGGUCGUUGUGAAUUUUUGAAAAAACUCAUUUUCACCCAAAUUACACAAGUUUUCAGUUGAAAAUCACUUUUUUCAUCAAAAAUUUCUAAGUUUUUGGCUAUUUUGUGGUUGGAAAUGCAUUUUAGAGACGAAAAUUUAUGUUCUCCGCGUUGGCGGAGAGCUUUAAAUCAUCGGCGGAGGCCAUAACUCGCUUCAAACUUUAUGGAGAAACUUCAACCAAAACCGAUCUUCCUAAAAUUUUAUGCGCUAUCUUCCGAUGUAUAAAUUCUAUUAAAAAGUUAAGACAAAAACAAAAAUUUUAAAAGCUAGCUUAUUAUCAUCAUGAAAAGUCAAUUUUUGGUUUAUAUUUUAAAAAGAUAAUUAUUACAAUUAAAGUUUGUUGAAAUUUUAAGUUUCUGUUUUCGUUUUGAGUAGUUUUUACAAUAUAAUACUAAAAAAAAGUAAAAUAAGUAACUUAAAUUCCUUAAGUAACAUAGUUAUAACUUUUUUAACUGUAUCUAUGCCCAUAAAAAGAAAAUGACACAUUUUAUUUUUCUAUACAUUUGAUUUGUCUCUUUUCAGUAAUCUUUUGUGUUCACCUUAAUAUUUCAUUAGAAUUUAUACACCGGAAGAUAGCGCAUAAAAUAUUAGGAAGAUCGGUUUUGGUUUCAAGUUUCUCCAUAAAGUUUGAAGCGAGUUAUGGCCUCCGCCGAUGAUUUAAAGCUCUCCGCCAACGCGGAGAACAUAAAUUUUCGUCUCUAAAAUGCAUUUCCAACCACAAAAUAGCCGAAAACAGAAAUUUUUGAUGAAAAAAGUGAUUUUCAACUGAAAACUUGUGUAAUUUGGGUGAAAAUGAGUUUUUUCAAAAAUCCAUAACGACCUUCAUAUGCACUUUAAAAUCCCAAAUUUUUUUAUAAAAAAUAUACAUUGGCUGUAUAUUACGUGUGCCAUAUUUUGUCUUCCUAACUUUUUUCAUGGCUGAGUAAUAAAUUUUUCAACAGUUACAAAUUUCUUGAAACACCCUGUAUUUAACGGUGUAAAGACUUUAUUUUACUUUCUUCAGCCAUGAGAAUUGGGUAUCCCAAUUGAUCAUUCCAAACUCUACUCGCUAUCUAUGGGUCGAGAAGGAAGAUAUACGAUUCUUUCAAGCCUUGGAAAGGUGGGUGUAACAUAUUAUUACAGUAUCCUUGGGUUUGGAUGUUUUGGCGUUUUGCCAUUUUAGUCAACGAUUUGGCACAGUAAAUUUAAGAUUUCAGCCUUAACUGCCCAUCUUACACAAAACUCGAGGACAAAGGCUUAUAUGUAUCUGGCGAUGAUGUUAACGUUACGAAGGCAUUCGUAUUCAGGGAUUACUUAUUUUUGAACAAAGAGAUUAUACUUGACAUCAAAAAGGCGUAUCACGACCUUGAUUUGAGUAGAUGUGGGCAAAGUACGACGUAAGUUUACAUUGUCUUACAUCUAGGAUGUAUAAUACUAGGUAUGACCAAUUUUUGAUGGGUUAGAAAGUUUGUACCGAUGUUUAAAUUUUUAAUCUUGUUUUUUAGAUUAAACCUUACGAUUUUGAAAGCAAACAAAAGCAGCUUGGUUGGUAUUUCAAAAGAAGAAACGAAUAAGAUUCUUGAUAAGUGCUUUGCAGUAAGUCAUUAGAAUUAGUAUGUCUAUUAACGGUAGGUUAGAAUGGAAGUAGGUAAGAAUAGGGUACGAAAGGUAGGGCAGGGUAAGUCUUACAUUCUACAACAAUCUCAAACAAUUAAUUUUAGUACGGUCUGGAAUGCGUUCCAGCAUGGUCCGAUAAUACUGAAAACUACGAAGUACGUAAGGCUGAAAAGCAUAAACAUGCUGUUAUGGUGAUGAAUGGCUGGACUUUGACAGAAGUUUGGAAGCAGUGAGUUAGAUUACCUUUACCGUUUCAAAAAGCUUUUUAAAUUCUGAGUUUAGGACGGCUUUUUUACUUAAAAUUUUCUUUGAAUUUUUUUAGGUUUAAAUGUGAGUUUCUUCCGUACUACUACUUGGAACGACCUGAUAGGUACGUUUGAAGUUUGUGUAAUUUGAAUAUUUAAGAGUAAAAUCAAAGCCGGGCGGGUGAUUUUAUCUUUGGGAAGGGGGGGGAGGAGAGAAGAGGGUCUGAAGGCAUGAAGGCACAUGUACUUAAAGACCAGUUUGAUCUUUCGAAAAAAAAUUUGGUAGCCUACCUUCCCCUCUCUCUUUUUGAACCCGAUCCUGCUUGCAAAAACCUAUUUAUAUAUAUCUACCAGUUAAGACUUAUUUUAGGGACCAGUACAACAUGCUUGAGGACUCCUCAGAUCGUUUUGUAACUAUGCCACUCUUACAGCCUUCGGAUGAGAUCUUUACUUUAUACACGGCAACCACUACCACUACUACAACGACGACCACAACUACAACUACCACGAUUACUACAACCAUCGAAUCAAAUACCAAUACACCUACUCUGGAGUACUUUAUUCACGAGCUGAAUCCAGCUUCGCAUCAAGGCGAACCUGACGAAUACAACCCUGAGGACUACAUGAGUAUAAACGAUGGUGUUGCUUGUAAUGCAAAGGCCUUGACAUUGGUUCUUAUGAUGUUGAUGGUUUUUGUAUUUUUAUUGUAGAGUAAACAAGAUUUAUUACGUUAAUGGUUUUGUGUGUAUAAGUUAACUUUGCUUUGUAUUUGUAAACUUCAUAUGGUUUUAUUGUUUGAAAAUUGAAAGAAAAUAAAAAAAGAUGUAAUAUUCAACUGUCUUCAGCAAAGUAUUAUAAUAAACCGCAGUUUCCAGCAAAUCUCGAGAAAAUUGAGAUAAAACAAUUUGAAUUCUCGCCAACUUGGCAUUAGGUUUCAAGCCCAUAACUUGGUCAUUUUUUGACUUUUAAUGUUUUUUAUUUGAUAUACUAAUAGAAAACCUUCAAAUCAACCUAAAUUUUUUUAAAUUUUAUUUUCAACUAAUCUGUAACAUCAAAAAAGGGCUUGAAACACAAUGCCAAUUGGCAGGAACCUUUAAUUUUUUAAACUUAAAGUUUAAAAGCGCAAGCUAAAAAUUUGUACGGGUACGUACUAUUGGAGGUGCAAAGAAUUCAUAGAAAAAUUAUGAGCUGAUUCUGACAUUUUUGAGUUGGGCAGAUUAAAUACUUUUUUUGCCGGUCGAAAAACUAAAAAAUCAAUUUUUAAAAUGAGAAUUUCAUUUUUUAGAUUUUGAAGUAUAUUUAAUAAGAAAAUAAUUUUAAUUUUUAAAUAAAAUAUUAAAAUUUUCAGAACAUCAUUUUCCAAAAUCUUCAUUUCCAAAAAUUCAUUUUCUGGAAUGGUGAGUGACAGAACGUGCUCUUCUUAUGGCUAAGUUUUGGUGGUUUUUAGUACUGUUGGCGAUAGUAGUAGUACUAUCGAAGGAAUGUUCAGAAAAGAAUACUGGCUCAGAGGAAUGUUCUGGUGAAGUUAAUCGUUCCAUGGUUAAAACUUGGAUAAUGACAAUACCCGUAAGUAGAUGUUUGGGUUAUAAUAUUUGAUAAUAUAGUAGGUAUUCAGUUAAUUUUGCAUAAACAUAUAAUACGCAAGAGAUAUUUGGUUUUUAUUAUCUAUAUCUAUUUGACCAAAAUUCAGAGUUUUAUAAUUUAAAAGUGAUAUUGAAUAACGGAAAUUUGUUAUUUUAGGAGUACUCUGACACAUAUCAACGAAUAUGUAAGUGAAAAUUUAAAACUUUAAAGUAUCAACAUAAUAUUUACUAGUUCAGACUAUGGUGAUGGAAGUAAAGGACGUUCAUACAUGCUUAGUUUUUCAAGGUAAGUUUUUUUCGUUUUUAUUAAAAAGGUAUAAAUCUUUAUGGUUAAUAUGGAAAAAAAGGCUAAUACGACAUUAUUAGUGAAAUGUUAUGUUGAGUAAAACUCAACUGUCUUUUGACAAUUUUAACUUGAGUCUAAUUUAUUUUGGACCAAUAUCUUUUUUUUUGGUUUUAUAUAUAACGUAUUUUGGACUAAUGUCCUUAUGAGGGCCGGGCGGGGACUUUUGGUCUGGGGGUGGGGGUCGAAGGUAAACUGUAAAUUGUGCCACUGACAUCUACCUCCUCCCCCCCCCCAGCGCUCGGCCCUGGUCCUUAUCAAUCUAGUGGUUUAAAGAUUUAUUAAUUCAACAUUUUUCAGCAAUGUGGUUAGGGUAUCCCAAUUGAUCAUUCCGGAUUCUAAUCGUUAUGUAUGGGUCGAGAAGUUCAUUCUACGAUUCCUUCAGCACGUGGAAGGGUGGGUGUAACAUAAUCUUAUACGAAAAAAUGAUUUUUUGGUAUUGUGCCAUUACAGGCUACAGUUGGACACAAUAAAUUUAAUAUUUCAGCAAUAAAUGCGUGUCUUACACGAACCUAUAUUUAUUCACCGUCGACUUUAACGUUAAGAAAGCAUUCGUAUUCAAAAAUUACUUAUUUUUAAGUAACGAUACUAUAAUUUCCAUCGAAGCAGCGUAUAAAAAUGUCAAUACGAAUAAAUGCGGGACGAGUGAUGACUCGUAAGUUUACAGUGUUUUAUCAUGAUAUAUAUAUAGAAUGCACAGGGUAUGACCAACUUUUGAGGUUGGAACGCCUGUGCCUAUUUUUAAUUUUUUUUUUUUGAAUUUUAAUAGGGCGUUUAAACAUUACUCAUACAGAUUUGUGAGGUUAUCUCUUUGGAAGGUGAAAGCAAACAAAACCAAGUUGAACGGUAUUUCAGAAGUAGAAGCGAAUGAGAUUCUUGAUAAAUGCUUUGCAGUAAGGCAUUUUAAUGUUUAUUAGUCUUUAAUUUCAUGAAAUACAAGAAUUUACGUUGGAAUAUUUUUAAAAGUUUAAUCACUCUGGUACUUCAAAAAAUUAAAUUUAGAAUGAUAAGGAAUGCGUUCCAAUAUGGUCCCGUGAUAAUGUUAGCUACGAAGUACGUACGGCUGUACCGGAUAGACAUGCUGUUAUGGUGAUGAAUGGCUGGACUUUGACAGAAAGUUGGGUAGUGUACGUCAGAAUAUUUUUAAGGAUUUGGAAAAAAAGGUUUUAAAAUCUGAGUUUAGGGCAGUUUUUGUACUUAAAAUAUUCUUCAUUAUUUGUUUUACUCGAAAUAUUAUUCUAUAAUACUUACUUUUUUAGAAUUCACGAUGCUUUCCUUCCGUAUUAUUACCUGGAACGACCUGAUGGGUAUGUCUGAGUUUUGUAUCAUUCUAAUAUCUAACAUUCUUUGGAGAUGGGACCAACUGCAGGCCUUGGUUCCUUCACCGACUAACCAACCAGCUGAAUCUUAUUUUAGGGUCCUGUACAAGAUGGCUCUUUUUCAUGAGACUUUAGCUGACGGCACUUACCUGGUUAUGCCACUCUUACAGCCUUCGGAUAAGAUCUUUACUGUAUACACGACCACCACCACUACAACGACGACCACAACUACAACUACCACGAGUACUACAACCAUCGAAUCAAAUACCACGACACCGACUAAGGCGUACUUUAUUCACCAGCUGCAUCCAGCUUCGCAUCAGGGCGAACCUGACGAAUACGACCCUGAGGACUACAUCAGUAUGAGCAAUGGGGUUGCUGGCAAUGCAAAGGUCUUGUCAGCGGUUCUUGUGAUGAUUGUUGUAGCUUUAUUGUAG
This is a messenger RNA of Bursaphelenchus okinawaensis, 6270 nucleotides long. The record is from the annotation of a GenBank genome assembly. NCBI's taxonomy places the organism in Eukaryota, Metazoa, Nematoda, Chromadorea, Rhabditida, Aphelenchoididae.